This is a messenger RNA of Manis pentadactyla (Chinese pangolin), 5154 nucleotides long. It is a transcript of the gene SREBF2, whose product is annotated as sterol regulatory element binding transcription factor 2. The transcript is spliced from 19 exons. Gene Ontology annotation, molecular function: protein dimerization activity; RNA polymerase II cis-regulatory region sequence-specific DNA binding; DNA-binding transcription factor activity, RNA polymerase II-specific. Gene Ontology annotation, biological process: positive regulation of cholesterol storage; positive regulation of transcription by RNA polymerase II. Gene Ontology annotation, cellular component: nucleus. The record is from RefSeq and is a predicted model, not a curated record. NCBI's taxonomy places the organism in Eukaryota, Metazoa, Chordata, Mammalia, Pholidota, Manidae. The coding region runs from base 179 to 3574 and encodes 1131 amino acids.
UUGGGGCGGGGAAUCCCGCCCCGCCCCUCCCGAGCGGCGCAAACAUGGCGGCGGCUGGCACCGGCCGCUGAGGCGGUACCGGGCGGGGGCUGUCGGGUGUCAUGGGCGGUGGCCGCGGCACCGCCCCAGCGUCUCCCUGAGCGGGACGGCUGGAGGGGCCUCUGCGCCGAGCCUGGCGAUGGACGAGAGCGGCGAGCUGGGCGGUCUGGAGACCAUGGAAACGCUCACCGAGCUGGGCGAAGAGCUGACCCUGAGGGACAUCGACGAGAUGCUGCAGUUUGUCAGCAAUCAAGUGGGAGAGUUCCCUGAUUUGUUCUCAGAGCAGCUAUGUAGCUCCUUCCAAGGCAGUGGCAGUGGCAGCAACGGUGUGGGCAGUGGGGGCACAGCCGGGGACCCCUCCGUGCAGCGGUCCUUCAGCCAGACCCCAUUACCUUCCUUCUCUCCCUCAGCCGCCUCCCCCCAGGCUCCAGCCCUGCAGGUCAAGGUUUCCCCCACCCCUGUCCCCACCCCGCCUAGAGCAACUCCCAUUCUCCAGCCCCGCCCCCAGCCCCAGCCCCAGCCCCAGCCUCAGCCUCAGCCUCCAGCUCAGCUGCAGCAACAGACGGUGAUGAUCACCCCGACCUUCAGCACCGCUCCCCAGACAAGGAUCAUCCAGCAGCCUUUGAUAUACCAGAAUGCAGCUACCAGCUUUCAAGUCCUUCAGCCUCAAGUACAAAGCCUAGUGACAUCCUCCCAGGUGCAGCCAGUCACCAUCCAGCAGCAGGUGCAGACGAUGCAGGCCCAGCGGGUGCUGACGCAGACAGCCAAUGGCACGCUGCAGACCCUUGCUCCAGCCACCGUGCAGACAGUUGCUGCGCCCCAGGUGCAGCAGGUCCCGGUCCUGGUACAGCCUCAGAUCAUCAAGACUGAUUCCCUUGUUUUGACCACACUGAAAACAGAUGGCAGUCCUGUCAUGGCCGCAGUCCAGAACCCAGCCCUCACUGCCCUCACCACCCCCAUCCAGACAGCAGCCCUUCAAGUACCAACUCUGGUGGGCAGCAGUGGGACUAUUCUGACCACAAUGCCUGUGAUGAUGGGACAAGAGAAAGUGCCCAUUAAGCAGGUACCCGGGGGAGUCAAGCAGUUCGAGCCCCCCAAAGAAGGAGAAAGGCGGACAACACACAACAUCAUUGAGAAGCGGUACCGCUCCUCCAUCAAUGACAAAAUCAUCGAGUUGAAGGACUUGGUCAUGGGGACAGAUGCCAAGAUGCACAAGUCUGGUGUUCUGAGGAAGGCCAUUGACUACAUCAAGUACUUGCAGCAGGUCAAUCAUAAACUGCGCCAGGAGAACAUGGUGCUGAAGCUAGCAAAUCAGAAGAACAAGUUCCUAAAGGGCAUUGACCUAGGCAGCCUGGUGGACAAUGAUGUGGACCUGAAGAUCGAUGACUUCAAUCAAAAUGUCCUUCUGAUGUCCCCUCCGGCCUCUGACUCAGGGUCCCAGGCUGGCUUCUCCCCCUACUCCAUCGACUCUGAGCCAGGAAGCCCUCUGUUGGAUGAUGCAAAGGUCAAAGAUGAGCCGGACUCUCCUCCUGUAGCGCUGGGCAUGGUGGACCGCUCGCGAAUUCUGCUGUGUGUCCUCACCUUCCUGUGCCUCUCCUUUAACCCCCUGACUGCCCUGCUGCAGUGGGGAGGAGCCCGCAGCUCUGACCAGCACCCGUACUCAGGCUCUGGCCGCAGCAUACUGUCGCUUGAGUCAGGUUCUGGGGGCUGGUUUGACUGGAUGAUGUCAACGUUGCUCUUAUGGCUGGUGAAUGGUGUGAUUGUCCUGAGUGUCUUUGUGAAGCUACUGGUCCACGGGGAGCCAGUGAUCCAGCCACAUUCGCGCUCCUCAGUCACCUUUUGGAGGCACCGGAAGCAGGCAGACCUGGACCUUGCCAGGGGGGAUUUUGCAGCUGCUGCUGACAACCUUCAAACCUGCCUGUCGGUGUUGGGCCGGGCGCUGCCCACCUCGCGCCUGGACCUGGCCUGCAGCCUCUCCUGGAGUGUGAUCCGCUACAGUCUGCAGAAGCUGCACCUGGUGCGCUGGCUGCUCAAGAAGGUCUUCCAGCGCCGGCGGGCCACCUCAGCAGGCUUUGAGGACGAAGCUAAGACCAGCGCCCGAGAUGCAGCCCUGGCCUAUCACCGGCUGCACCAGCUGCAUAUCACAGGGAAGCUUCCUGCAGGAUCUGCCUGUUCAGAUGUACACAUGGCUUUGUGUGCUGUGAACCUGGCUGAAUGUGCAGAGGAGAAAAUCGCUCCCAGCACGCUGGUUGAGAUCCAUCUGACUGCCGCCAUGGGGCUCAAGACCCGAUGUGGAGGCAAGCUGGGCUUCCUGGCGAACUACUUCCUCAGUCGAGCCCAGAGCCUGUGUGGCCCCGAGCGCAAUGCUGUCCCUGACUCGCUGCGCUGGCUCUGCCACCCUCUGGGCCAGAAGUUUUUCAUGGAGCGGAGCUGGUCAGUGAAGUCUGCUGCCAAGGAGAGUUUGUACUGUGCCCAGAGGAACCCAGCUGACCCCGUUGCCCAGGUCCACCAGGCCUUCUGCAAGAACCUGCUAGAGCGAGCUGUGGAGUCCUUGGUGAAACCUCAGGCCAAGAAGAAGGCUGGAGACCAGGAAGAAGAGAGCUGUGAAUUCUCCAGUGCUCUGGAGAACCUGAAAUUACUUAACUCUUUUGUGGAUUCUGUGGGGAUGGUGACCCCCCCCUUCUCCAGCAGCUCCGUGCUCAAGUCAGCCCUCGGUCCAGACAUUGUCUGUCGGUGGUGGGCGUCUGCGAUCACAAUGGCCAUCAGCUGGCUCCAGGGAGAUGACUUGGCUGUGCGCACUCAUUUUACUGAAGUAGAGCACGUCCCCAAGGCCCUGGAAGUGACAGAGAGCCCCCUGGUGAAAGCUGUCCUCCACACAUGCAGAGCUAUGCAUGCCUCGUUCUCCGGGAAGGCAGAUGGGCAGCAGAGUUCCUUCUGCCACUGUGAGAGGGCCAGCAGCCACCUGUGGAGCAGCCUCAACGUUAGCGGGGCCACCUGCGACCCCACCCUCAACCACGUGGUCCAGCUGCUGACCUGUGACCUGCUUCUAUCCCUGCGGACAUCACUCUGGCAAAAGCAGGCAGGAGCCAGCCAGGCCCUGGGUGAGGCCUACCACACCUCAGGUGCUGAGCUGGCCGGCUUCCAGCGGGACCUAGGCAGCCUGCGCAGGCUGGCACACAGCUUCCGUCCAGCCUACCGCAAGGUGUUCCUGCAUGAAGCCACCGUGCGCCUGAUGGCAGGGGCCAGCCCCACCCGCACCCACCAGCUGUUGGAGCACAGCCUGCGCCGGCGCACUGCCCAGAACGCCAAGCAUGGAGAGGCGGACACCUGGCCUGGCCAGCGAGAGCGGGCCACUGCCAUCCUGCUGGCCUGCCGCCACCUGCCCCUCUCCUUCCUCUCCUCCCCGGGGCAGCGGGCAGUGCUGCUGGCCGAGGCUGCCCGCACCCUGGAGAAGGUGGGCGACCGGCGCUCCUGCAACGACUGCCAGCAGAUGAUUGUCAAGCUGGGGGGUGGCACUGCCAUUGCCACCUCCUGACUCCCAGGCUUUGCCUGUUUGGGUCCGUCACCUCCCCCUGUCUUUUCUCCCAGCCUCUCUCUCUCUCCUCCCUGCCUGUCUCUCAGCCUCUCCCUCCUCUGUCUCAGCCUCUGUCCCUCCUCCCUGUCUCAGUUUCCCCCUCCUCCCUCUAGGAGCUGUGGGAUGAACCUGAGCUAUUUUGGGACCACCUCAGGCCAUUGGGCCCCUGGGCAGAGCCCCUGAAGCUGCUGUGGAUUGGUGCCCAUGGUCCAGGGCCCAGUGGGCCCAAGAGAGUAAGGGCUGGGUGGGCACGACUUGGGGGUCACUCUGACUUGAAAGCAGCAGGGGGAGCUCCCAAGCUGCUCAGCCCCUGCCCCCAGCCCUCCCAAGAUUCUCUUUCCUCUGAAUGCCUCUCCUGCCUUCCCUGCUUUCCUGUUUUUUUAUCAAGCUUUCCCUCUGGGGGUCAUAGGUCUCUGGGCACCAGAGUGCUUCACCCUUGUCACUGUGCCCAGCAGGCCCCCUCCCCCCUUUUAUAUGAAUGUUUUUAUAUCAGUGUGCUUGGGUUUGCCAUGAUGCAGGGCCAAGUUGCUGUGGCAUCUUUAUUUCUCUCUCUGGGUCUGUGUUCCCUCCCCUGUGCCUGACAAAGCCAGUUUGUUGUUUUCUCUUUAUUACACAGGACAGCCAGGGAAGGAGGGGCGCCCAGCUCUGGGGAGGCAGGGGGAGUUAGGGCACAGGCCUGGAGGUGGAUGAAAUAAUGUCGGCAUUAUUUUUGAAUUUUUUAAAAAAUAAAUGAUAUCUUAUUUAAUUGUCCUUUCCUUCCCACUCCCCCAACCCACUGGGAAGUCAGCCUAAGCUCAGGGUAAGCCCAGGGGGCUGGGAGAGAUGAAGUCACCCACUAGGGCCAGGGACCAGGGUCCUUCAGCAGGGGCUCUCAGUUCCCUCCACCCCAACUCCUACCUCCAUAGUCUAUUUUUAUCCCUAAUUCUUGACCUGAAAAUAAGCUCGGGUGGCAGGGAAUAGCCCCCAACCCCUUUCCAGGGUAGGCACAGUGUUGCUCAGGGUGGGCACUAGGAAUGAGGCUUCCUUCCCUGAUGGGUGUCUGGGAGAAAAAGCAGUCCCACUUUUCUAGUGCCCCUGGCUUGGUGCCUCUCCUGCGACCAUUUCUCCCAGGGCCUGAGGACUGCUUGCAACCCCAGAGCCCGCUGGGAGGCUAAGAGGGGUCUUCCUCCCCCCCUCCUUGUACUUUUCACCCCCUCAGGCUGGCUGGGGCAGAGAGUAGGCAGGGGCCCCAGCACAGAUUGCAGGGGAAGGGGGUUGGGAAUGCAACAGCAGCAGCUCCCCUGAAGCCAGGUGCAGGCUGGAAUGGGUCAACUUGGACCUUACCCACUUUCUUUCUCCCUGCCCCCUGCAGUACUCACUGUAAUUUAUGGCCCCUGCCCACUGGCUGAGCCAGCCCUUGUGUCAUGUGUAUAUACUGUGCCUUGUUGUUGUUUAGGGGUGGGAGGGGGUGGUUUUUCACUGAAAAGGGGGCUUCCUUGAUAUGGAGUCAUUCACCGUGUCCUGGACGUAUGCUGUUCAAUAAACAGUUUGGUACCACUCAG